Arachis ipaensis is the source of this 1309-nucleotide messenger RNA. Its product is annotated as CHY-type/CTCHY-type/RING-type Zinc finger protein. Lineage: Eukaryota; Viridiplantae; Streptophyta; Magnoliopsida; Fabales; Fabaceae. Gene Ontology annotation, cellular component: nucleus. Gene Ontology annotation, biological process: ubiquitin-dependent protein catabolic process; protein ubiquitination. Gene Ontology annotation, molecular function: zinc ion binding; ubiquitin protein ligase activity. The record is from RefSeq and is a predicted model, not a curated record.
UAAAUCACGAUCGAAACUAAAUAUUAUAUUAUAUUUAAUUGAUAUUAUUGUGAUAAGUCCCUUAAACAUGAUGAUAUGAUUAAUAAUGGGGUGGCUUUCCCUUUUGAGAUCAAAGGGGCAAAAUUAACGCAAACAAAAUCUUCCCAAAUCAGGAAACUCUCCCUUCCCUCCUCCUUCCUCUUCUCUCAGAUUCAAAUCCAAAAAUGGAAGGCUCUGCAAACAAUGAACGUCUUGAUUUUGGGAGGAUGGGCUAUGGGUGCAAGCAUUAUAGGAGGAGAUGCAAGAUUCGUGCACCUUGCUGCAAUGAGAUCUACCCCUGCCGCCAUUGCCAUAACGAGGCUGCGAGCUUGUUGAGGAACCCCUAUGAUCGCCACGAACUUGUUCGCCAAGAUGUUAAACAAGUUGUUUGUGCAGUUUGUGACACUGAGCAGCCGGUCGCUCAAGUUUGCACAAACUGUGGAGUUAGAAUGGGAGAGUAUUUCUGUGACAUCUGCAAAUUCUUCGAUGAUGAUAUAGGGAAACAACAGUUUCAUUGUGAUGAUUGUGGAAUCUGUAGGGUUGGUGGUCAAGAGAAUUUUUUCCACUGCGAGAAGUGUGGGUCAUGCUAUUCAGUUACACUGCGUGACAAUCAUUUGUGUGUGGAGAACUCCAUGAGGCACCACUGCCCCAUUUGUUACGAGUUCCUUUUUGAUUCAAUGAAAGACAUCAGUGUCAUGAAAUGUGGUCACACCAUGCACCAUGAAUGCUUUGAAGAGAUGCUAAAUCGCGACACGUACUGCUGUCCCAUAUGCUCCAAGUCAGUGAUGGACAUGACCAGGACAUGGAAGAGAAUUGAUGAAGAGAUUGAAGCAACUGUCAUGCCCGAAGAUUAUCGGCAUAGGAAGGUUUGGAUAUUAUGCAAUGACUGCAAUGACACAACAGAAGUGUUCUUCCACAUUCUGGGGCAAAAAUGUGGUCACUGCCAAUCGUAUAAUACGCGUGCAAUCGCUCCUCCGGUUCUUCCUCAAUGACCAGAAUCUUGUGGUCCAAGAAAGCAGGGAAGUUUGGCAUUUUAGGUGGUUAUUAUUGUUGUACUGUUGUGUGCUAGAUAGUUAUGUUAGGUUAUUCUUCCUACUCCAGUCCAACAUAUGGAAGGAGAUGGGGUUUGGUGUCUGCAUCAUUGGGCAGAUAUAAACAUUUGUAUACUGUAAUACUAGGCUUGCUUUCCCGUCAUGAACAGCUCGUGAUUAUGAUGUAUUAUUGUAUUGAUAUUAUUGGAUCAUUGCCACUGAAUUUCAUUUAAAUCUACACAACUCAGUGAUUCUUUCCA